GCUGAUUUUUUAAUUCCAGAAAUCGGAUAGAUUUAAAAAAAGAAAAAGUGGGCCAUUAUUUACCCAUCUCCGGAUCUUUGUUUUCAGAUCCUUUACAAAAUCUCCUUCCUCUUCGGCUCGUCGCCUACCCUUUUUUAAAAAAAUUUGUGCAUAACGGAGACCAGUGAGCUUAGAGAUGGGUAAUUGCUGCUCCGACGUCGGCGGCGGGAUGGCUGCGGUAGGUGGCACCUCCUCCUCCGCUCCUACCAGCAACCAAAACGACGCGGUUGACUUGUUCUACAAAAUUCGUGGCUUCCGUGGUAGUUGCUCUCAGAUCGAGUUAUCAUUUUCUGCUACAAAUUUGCGAGACAAGGAUGUGUUCUCCAAGAGUGAUCCAAUGUUGGUGAUUUAUACAAAAGGGGGAGAUGGAGCACUUAGAGAAGUAUGUCGUACUGAAGUAGUUCUUAAUUCAUUGAGUCCUGCAUGGAUCACAAGACACAGCAUUACUUAUUAUUUUCAGAUGGUCCAAACCAUGCUGUUUCGUGUCUUUGAUGUUGACACUCAGUUUCAUAACACUGAUGUAAAGAUGCUUAAGUUGGAUGAGCAGCAAUUUCUUGGGGAGGCAAGAUGUACUUUGUCAGAGAUUGUCACCAAAUCAAACUGGUCGUUAACCUUAGAUAUUGUAGAUACAGGGGGAUCUAGCUUAUCUACUGAUCUCCAGCACCAUGGUAAGCUAACUGUCCGUGCAGAGGAAUGUGCUAGCUCCAAGACUACAGUAGAGAUGAUAUUGAGGUGUUCAGAUUUGGAAUCUAAGGAUCUCUUAUCAAGAAGCGAUCCAUUUUUGGUAAUAUCCAAGCUUGUGCAGAGUGGGGAGGUAGUUCCUUUGUGUAAAACUGAAGUCCUAAAGAAUGACACGAAGCCAACAUGGAAACCAAUAUUUUUGAAUAAUCAACAAGUUGGAAGUAAGGAAAAUCCAUUAGUAAUAGAGUGCUUUGACUUCAAUGGCAAUGGCAAGCAUGAUCUGAUUGGAAAAGUUGAGAAAUCACUUGCAGAUUUGGAAAAACUUCAUUCUAGAAGGGAAGGAGAAAAUUUGUUUUUACCAACUCUGGUUGGGCAUACUUACCAAAACAAGGUGUUAAAGAGCCAGAUUUUUGUGGAAAAAUUCUCUGAGAGUGUUCAACAUACCUUCCUUGAUUACCUGGCUAGUGGUUUUAAAUUGAACUUCAUGGUGGCUAUUGAUUUCACUGCUUCAAAUGGAAAUCCACGCCUCCCUGAUUCCUUGCAUUAUAUUGAUCCCUCUGGACGGCCCAAUGCAUACCAGAUUGCAAUCGAGGUGGUUGGAGAUGUGUUGCAGUUUUAUGAUGCAGACAAGCGCUUUCCUGCUUGGGGAUUUGGAGCACGACCCAUUGAUGGUCCAGUAUCUCAUUGUUUCAACUUGAAUGGAAGCAGUAAUAACUGUGAGGUUGAUGGAAUUCAAGGAAUUAUGAUGGCAUAUACCAGUGCUCUCUUAAAUGUUUCACUUGCUGGGCCAACACUAUUUGGACCUGUAAUUAGCAAUGCUGCACUUAUUGCCAAUCAAUCUCUUACCAAUGGUGCAAAAAAGUACUUUGUUUUGUUAAUAAUAACGGAUGGUGUAGUAACAGAUCUCCAAGAAACGAAAGAUGCCAUAGUUAAAGCGUCUGAUCUGCCAUUGUCAAUCCUCAUUGUUGGAGUUGGAGGAGCUGACUUCAAAGAAAUGGAGAUUUUAGAUGCAGACAAGGGAGAAAGGCUAGAGAGUUCAAGUGGACGUGUUGCUUCACGAGAUAUUGUCCAAUUUGUGCCGUUUCGGGAUGUACAGAGUGGAGAAAUUUCUGUGGUUCAAGAACUUCUAGCUGAACUUCCCACUCAAUUUUUAACGUACAUGCGAAGCAGAGAUAUUAAACCAACAUCUUGAUACUUAAAACCAUUGUACUUAGAAAUUACUUAUUUAUUUCUAUUUAUGGGUUUUAUUCCUUUAGUUUGCCUCUAUCUCGACCAUGGUGUGAAUGCUGCAUAUAGUUUGUAAUGGGUUUCUUCUGCAGCCCUUGUCAUCCUAUCUAGAAGGGCAGACCUUACAUUGCAUCGUGCCUGCAACAGAUGUUACGUUACCAUAUUAAAUUGACGAUGUAUCCAAUUCAACAAAAUAUCAUUCCAAGUCAUGACUCAUGAAGGCCUCCAUUGCUUCUAUUUGCUAGGUUGGCUUGAGACAGCAAAAUUCUUCAGUCUGACAAGGAGUGUGGUAAAGGUACGCAAUUACUGCCAACUUGAAGUUCUGUUUUUCUUGGUCUUGCAACCAAUCAUAAAGCGUCAGCUAAAGAAUUUCUGAUACCAAGGCACCAUUGAGAAACCAAGCUAUUGUCUUUGAAAGUUUGAACAUACUUUAGACUUAUACGAGGGAGGACCAUUGAUUCAAUUGACUUUUCAUCAUGAAUUGCUGUCUUUUCCCCGGUUUGUGAGGGGCAGACAGACUUUGAGAUUGUUGUCUAUUUGGUCUAUGUAUGGACCUAACGUGUAGAGCUCAAAUUUGGCACGAGUAACCCGUGAAUUACGUUUUGAAGAACCUACUCCUUUACUGUAUCUUUCCCUUCACGACUGAAAUUUGGUUUGUCUAGCGAUUGUUGCAUUUCUUUGUUUCAAGUUGAGUGCAAAUGUGCAAUUUGGCC
Molecule: messenger RNA, 2660 nt
Organism: Rubroshorea leprosula
Lineage: Eukaryota; Viridiplantae; Streptophyta; Magnoliopsida; Malvales; Dipterocarpaceae
Source: the annotation of a GenBank genome assembly